AUGGAUGGUGACGAAACAGACUACGAAAAUAUCUCUUCCGGUGAUAGUGAGGCUGAUGAGCAUGAACAGGACCUGGCAACAGAACCUGGUACACCAGUUUCUCCAGGAUCCAACCCCGAAAACCCUCUUUUUGUAGACGAUGCUCCUAACUUAGCCGACGAACCCCCUCUCUUCGUUGAAGACGUCCCUCUGUUUAUCGAGGAGGUGACUGAUGGGGAUUACGUUAACGAUGACGAUGGACAGACAAAUGGGAGCCAAACCAGCAGCAAUGAGUCCGAGUCAGAUGAAGAAACAGACUCUCAAGGGGAUGCUUCAUCCGAAGGGCAAGGUCAUAACAAUGUCUUUGACUCAGACGCUGAAGAGCCUGUUUGGAGUUUGCCGCAUUGCCAAGAAGUCUGCCAACCACAGUGGCAAAGGAUCCACAACAAAUCCUACAACAGAAAGUGCAGAAUCAUACGGCUCACACAGGCAUACCGCCGAGUCCUAAGGGAGAAUCGUGAGCUCCAAGCAGAAGUCGAGGACCUCAAGGCCCGCUUGGCGGUUCGUAGGCAAGCUCGCGGACGUUACAAGGCGACAUGGUAUGAGCUUUAUCGCCUACGAGAUAGAAGGGAGAAUAUGCCGAACGGGAGGGCUAUCUCAUGGGCAGCAAUCUACAAGAAAUCUUGCCUCGAAGGGAACAUGAGCCAAAUCCUCACUUUCGUCCACCCGAGACUUAAGUUGAGGGCGCCAUAUCCUCGAGAUGAACAAAUCACACCCCGUACUGUGGGGGAGCGUUUCGUCUUUUGGGCUCGUCUCCCAGCAGGCGUUCAAUUAGAGGUUCUCCGACAUCUUCUAGUUUUCACAGAUGGCCCGGUUCACGCCAUCUCUAGACUUGACCCUUUUAAAGAACCCGAGGAACUGCCGCGGAAUUGCCUGGGGAAAAUCAGCUACUUGCAUCGCUUUCAUGUUGGGAUUAGAUCCGUGAGCUUGACAUAUGCUCUCGACCCCCAUGAGGUCUUGGCUCCGCUGGGAGUGUGCAAGAAGUGGAACACAUGGGGUUGCUACCUUUUCUACGAACGUGGCCAUUGGUCGUCUCGGCGUACUCAUCCACUGCUUUGGCUGAGCGAGGCAAAGCGGCUGCUGAACGUGGAGUUUUUCCUGCAGGAAUCCCAUCCCGAGGUCAUGAGACGAAAGCACGAGCCUCGGGCACUCAUCGACCACAUGGCUGAGAAGACGAAUCUGCAGCCAAAUUACAGGCUGCACAGGGACCUGCGUACCUUGCAGGGCCUCGACUACAUUCUUUGUCUUCGGGGCUUGAAGAAGGUCGACUUUUUCGAUUUCGAUAGAUGGAAGGCCGAUGGUGUGAUCGAGCAGGUCCGUGAUUACCGGUUUGUCAUGGAUGUCAAGAACAAUGUCUCCCGCCCAAAGGCACCCCACGAGGCUGAGACGUCGGAGAUACGAAACCUCGCGCCUACAGUGCCCGGUCACGUUAUGGAAUCCGGUGACUGGGACGCCUUGGAGCGCUUCUUGACCAGGCAUUUCGGCAUCCGGACUGGGCAGAUACCGCUCCAGCGUGGGUACGCGCCUGUGAGAGUGCACCCCGUUAGCACAUUCAUUGUCAUCGACAGCGACAGCGAAGACGGCUCCGAUGCUGGCUCCAGCGUCCGUUUCGGUUCCGGUUCGGGGAUUCUGGAGGAAAGACGAAGCACAGGCAGUGUCACCUCGGCCAUGGAGGAUGAACACGACGGCAGCCCUGGUUCCGAGGAGCCAAUGGCCAGUACAGAGAACGAUGCCGAGUCUCUCGAUGAGGUCAUGGACUUUGACGUUAUUGACCCGGCAGAUGAUGAGAUGAGCGAUGAUGAAGAUGAGGAUGGUUUUGGCGAUCCUAUGGACUUGGGAGAAUAA
This is a messenger RNA of Clonostachys solani, 1884 nucleotides long. The record is from the annotation of a GenBank genome assembly. NCBI's taxonomy places the organism in Eukaryota, Fungi, Ascomycota, Sordariomycetes, Hypocreales, Bionectriaceae.